Diospyros lotus (date-plum) is the source of this 1603-nucleotide messenger RNA. RefSeq lists its product as uncharacterized. Bases 267 to 1319 code for a protein of 350 amino acids. The transcript has 8 exons. Lineage: Eukaryota; Viridiplantae; Streptophyta; Magnoliopsida; Ericales; Ebenaceae. The record is from RefSeq and is a predicted model, not a curated record.
CGAAGUCUGCAACAGCGAAGCUUCUCUCUGGUCUCUUCCACUGUUCCCUUUUGACUUGCUGCCUGCCCCGUCUCGCUGGAUCUCCUUUCCUUUCCCUGAAAUUCCAAGCUUUGAUCUUUGAACGUUUUGUCAAUAUAAACGGAGACUCGUUUCCCUUCAUGCAUCCGGCUUCUCCGCUUCUCGAUAAGCCAAAUCACUUCCAUUUCUGCUGUGCACUAUCAUUUACAGUCCUGCCCUGAGAUCCGGAUCCCACAUAUUAGACCACAAUGCGUGCACCAUCGCUGCUUUCACAGUGUUUGCCUGGCUUAGUGCCCCAUGACAAAGGAACUCACAGCACGUCCACCAUUUAUGAGAAAGACGUGCAUCUCCCUUCUCCAGCUGUGGAGAUUCUCCCAUCCAAGAUGGCUCACACUUACAAGUAUGCUGGUGAUAAUGUAGACUUGCAAGGACUUAAUAUGUUGAAGGGAACAGUUAGUGUUGCUGAUAUAAUUGGCUUUACCGGUUCAGAAUCAAUCUCUUUUAAACCUGAAGGGUUGCUGAAAUCUUGGGAUAGCUCAAUUGAUCUUGUUAAUGUCCUUAAACAUGAGAUACGUGAUGGACAGUUGAGUUUUAGAGGGAAAAGGGUACUUGAGCUUAGUUGCAGCUAUGGACUUCCAGGGAUCUUUGCUUGCCUGAAGGGAGCUGCAGCAGUACACUUUCAAGACCUCAGUGCGGAAACUAUAAGAUGCAUAACCAUCCCUAACGUCCUAGCCAAUCUUGAGCAGGCUCGUGACAGGCAAAGCCGACAUCAGGAGAGCCCUCUGACUCCGUCAAGACAACCUAUAGCUCCAGAUGUCCAUUUCUAUGCUGGAGAAUGGGAAGAACUCCCCUCAGUCUUAUCCAUUGUAAGGGGCGAAGGGUUUGAGGUGCCAACAACAACGAACCUAAGCUUCUCCGAGGAAGAUUUUAUGGAUGGUUGUAGUAGCCAAGAUGGCAGCAUAGCAGGACAAGAAUCUUCCUCAAGACGAUCAAGGAAGCUCUCUGGAAGCAGGAUUUGGGAAAGGGCUAAUGAGACAGACCAGGGAGAAGGGGGUUAUGAUGUUAUAUUGAUGACAGAGAUUCCAUAUUCAUUGACCUCCUUGAAGAAGCUAUAUGCUCUCAUAAAGAAGUGCUUGAGGCCUCCAUACGGAGUAUUGUUUCUGGCCACAAAGAAGAAUUAUGUUGGUAUCAACAGUGCAACAAGGCAUUUGCGAAAUUUGGUGGAUGAAGAAAGCAUUUUGGGAACCCAUUUAGUCAAAGAGAUGUCUGAUAGAGAGAUAUGGAAGUUCGUUCUCAGAUGAAAUAUGUAUUAAAACUUGUGGAAACAACCAGAAACUUCUACAACAAUUUAGGUUUUGCUUUUAACACAACAUAAGCCCUAUAUGUAAAAUUGGCAUUACAAGCAUUUCAUUAAUUUGUUUCUUUUUUUUUUUUUUUUUUUGAUUAGUAAUAAUAGAAGUUUGAAUUGGCAAGUGAAGCUGCAGCCUUAGUGGUUCGUCCAGUUUACUCUCAUCUGUAAAUCAAACGAUUACGGAACUUAGAAAUGCAUUGAGAUUUACAAUAUCUUCUGAAUAUAUUUUGUUUU